AUGACUUAUUCUCCCACAAUGGCUGUCCCAAGCAGCACUAUUAUUGCUAACAAAGUUAAAAAUGAAGAAUUCAAAAUAUGGAAAAAGACAGUCCCAUCAUUAUACCAGCAUAUAUCCAAUUUGAAACCAGAAUUCGCAGCACAAGAACCCCACUCGAUAAGGACAAUCUCUUUUAUUGAUGAAUUGGUUCCAAACGUAGAAAGAGGUAUCUUGACAGUCACUUUAUUAUAUACUCAAAGUGAUAAGAUUUUCAAAGUUCGUUCUUCUUUACCUUUAGGUGCGUAUGUUUCUGAUUUACAACAAGUUUCUCAACCAAUUUGUGACCCAAAUUAUUAUGGAAUCGAUAAUGAACCAUUAUUUCAAUAUGAUUGGAUUUUUAAAGGGGAGGAUAUAAUUAAGUUGGUCACAUUGGAUUCUGAGUCCUUUGUUGCAUUAACUGCGAAUGGUUCGCUAGGCUGGUUUACAACUUUUGGUAUGGAACCUACUAAAAUUAUAACUGAUGAGACUUGUACGAGAGGGAACGGUUAUGAUUUUACAGUUUCGAGAGAUAAGAAACAGAUCAUCAAGACAUCUGGAGCGGGAGAUGUUUUAAAAAUGUAUGACAUAGUUUCAGGAGAACUGCUAAAAGAAUGGAAGGAGGAAGGUAGUAGUACUCAGCACUCAAAGAUCAACAAUGUUCAAUUUGUAGGUACAGAUUUUGUUGGCGCCUGUUAUGAUGAUUGUGUUAAAUUUUGGCAUCUAAAAUCAGAAGAUAAGAAACCAAAGCUUAUUUUAAAAGAACCAAGCGAUAUUGAUCAAGGAAACUAUAGCGAAUUCGCAAUGUCCCCAUUGAUUGAUACAUUAUUCAUAACGGGGACCAAUUCUGGUGUGAUUAAAGUAUGGGACCUUCGUACACUUUUUGGAACUACAUGGCAAGACGAAAAUAAAACCUCUUGCAACCCAAUUGCCGAGUUUAUCCACUUUGAUGGAGAGGCAGUUAUCGACCUAAAAUUUUCUCCUACGGAUGCUACAAAUUUCUUAACAGUUGGGAGUAGUGGGCAAGUUUAUCAUUGGAGUUUAGAAGGUAUAUAUUCAAUGUUUGACAGUGGUGCUAAUAAUAUUGAUUCUGAUGAAAAUAAGGAUGACGAAGAACAUAGCACAGAUGGAACCCCUAAAGUGUUUGAUGAAGACUUACAGAACGAAUGUCUUCUCUUUCUUCACACUGGUGGAUUCAAUGCUGCAGAAUCUACGACAACUUGUAGGAAGAACAUGGUUGUAUAUCAAGAAUCCAUACCUGAUCUUAUUGCAGCACUUGAUAGAGGUGGGUUAUUAACGGUAUAUAAACCCUUUACUGGGAAAAUAUGA
Naumovozyma dairenensis CBS 421 is the source of this 1344-nucleotide messenger RNA. It is a transcript of the gene UME1, whose product is annotated as Ume1p. Gene Ontology annotation, biological process: regulation of gene expression. Gene Ontology annotation, molecular function: histone binding. The record is from RefSeq and is a predicted model, not a curated record. Bases 1 to 1344 code for a protein of 447 amino acids. NCBI's taxonomy places the organism in Eukaryota, Fungi, Ascomycota, Saccharomycetes, Saccharomycetales, Saccharomycetaceae. The transcript has a single exon. Gene Ontology annotation, cellular component: cytoplasm; Rpd3L complex; Rpd3L-Expanded complex.